AAUACUUUUGAACAUCUCCUGCAAGGACUACCAACCAUUUUUGACAUUUUAAGCAAGCUCUAAUGCAUUCAAACGUCAUUUCCAAGGACUACAAACCAUUUUUGACCAGAAAUUUGGGCAAAAUCUAACACAUUUGAACUACUUCUGCAAGAACUACAAACCAUUUCUUGACAUUUCACCAAGAUCUAAGAGAAGUUGACCAGAAAUGGAAACUGCGAAACCUUUGGGAAUGUUUUACGACAACGUUUCGAUUCUAGAUCUGGACAGCGCUGCGAUAAACAACAUCUACAUCCGGGAGGACUUCGAUGCUUUCAGCGUCACCAUGGCCGUCUUGUACCUGGCCGUGUGCAUUGUGGGAUUGGCCGGGAACUCGCUGGUCAUCGUCACCAUUCUGAAACUGGACAAAAUGUCUUCGGCGACCACCGUCUACAUUUUCAACUUGGCUUUGGCGGAUGGCCUCUUCAUGGUGGGACUCCCGUUCAUCGCCAUCCAAAACUUCCAGGACCAGUGGAUCUUCGGAGAAGCCGUUUGUAAGCUGGUUAUGGUUCUGGACGGCAUCAAUCAGUUCACAAGCGUGUUCUGCUUAACGGUGAUGAGUGUUGAUCGUUAUAUGGCUCUGGUAGACCCGCUGCGCUUCGCUCGCUGGCGGACGCCUCGACGGGCGAAGAUCAUCGCCACAUUAAUGUGGUUCAUCUCUCUGUUUCCAGUGCUUCCGAUGGCUAUUCACUUUUCCACCACCUACGGUUUGUGCACCAUUGACCCUCAUAUUGCAUCGGACUCCUGGUGGUUGGCUUUUCUUAGCUACACAUUCGUACUGGGCUUCGCCUUGCCGUUCACCAUAAUGAUCGUGUUUUACACGGCACUUCUAGUGACUCUGAGAAACGCCAGACAGCAGACGUCUCCUUCAAUGGAAAGCCACAGGUUUGAGACACAGGUAACCAAGAUGGUGGUGGCGGUAGUUUUGGUGUGCAUCUGCUGGCUGCCGUUCUACGUCUUCAACUUUUGCUCUCUGCACCGGAUAGACCCGGUGCUCGAUUUCACGCGUGGCUUUGAGUUUGUGGUGCUGCUGUCGUACUCGUGGAGCUGCGCCAAUCCAAUACUGUACGCAUGUCUGUCGGAAACAUUUCGAAGGCAUUUCCACGCCCUCCUCUGCCCUCACAAGAGCUCCCCGACACACUUUGACAGAGACACCGAGGGCUUUGUCUUGCACGACACCAACGUACAAAGCAUGCUAGCUUAGUACGUCUCUGUUUAUAUGUAAAUAUUUAGAAGGGUUCGUGUUGCAAUGCAUUCCCACUUUGUAAACAAUCACUCUUUGCUUGCCACAUUUUUCUAGUACACUUCAAAUUAUGAGUCUUUGAGAUUGCUUUUGCUUCUAUGCAAUAGAGAAAAAGACAUGAGCAGACUGAGUCAUCAUAAUAAGUGAUGAGCGGAAGUCAAUAACUCACCUUAUGCUGCAGCAAAGUGCUUUUACCACAAAAGCAAAGUCACUUGCUUUCCAUGCAAAAGGAAGGGCCGUGUUGUAAGGAUGAUUAUGCCAUUUCUGCUCUCCUGUACAAUCGCUGUCAAACUGAUUGUGGACUUCAGGAUGAUGUCAUGGUUGUCAUGGCAUCCAGCUUGGACCAAAUAUUUGAGGACUUUUGUGUGACUGUUGCCGAAUGACACAUGAAAAAAGAAUGUGGUUGUGAAUUUGAUAAAUUAGAUGUUAAUGGGCAACACUGGUUUAAAUGAACAUGUGUUAUUAAUUAUAUAUACAAUAUCUACACAGGGUAAUGUAUAUUUUUAUUAUUUGAUAUAUAUAUAAAUUUCUUUAUUUGGUUUGACAGGAUGGCACACCAAGAAACUAUAAGUAAUUAUGCUUUGUAAUAUAUUCUGAACUUAUGAUUAGAAAUUAACAAUUUACCCUUAUUUUCAGCGUAUCACAGUAUUUUGCCAAUGUUUAUGGUUUAUGCCAAUAUUUUACUUUAUUGCAUGUAUGGAACACUUGCAUGUAAUCAUCAAAAAAUAUAAUUUUUUCACUUUCUACAGAUGUAAAUCAUCAUUGCUCAUAAACAUUAAAAUUCAGAGCUAACAACAGAGUGUGUAAUUCUCUUUGUUCAAGUAAGUAGACUGAAUUAUUUAAACGUUUAUGAAACUUUGAGCACGUUGAUGCUGUCAAAGGAGCACAUUUUCAGAUUAAAUGUUCAGAGAAACAAAAAUGCAUCCAGAAUGAGUUGUUUCUGCUUUAAAAUGUAUAAAUGUAUAACCACUUGCAGAGAAAACCAUGAAGUUGGUAACUGAGAAAUGCAUUGAGAAAAAGGUCCUCAGAACCUCUUUGCCUCACAUCUGGCCCAAAUGUUAUAAACGUGUUGUUUUUGCUGCAGUUUUAUAGGCAGCCGAGGUGCAAUACAAGCCUAUAACAUACCUUUCCUUACUCAGUAUUCAUGACUAAAGGGAAACCUGGUAGCAUAAAACUUUUCUCAUCAAAACAAGGGUACAAACACACAUGUAUGCAUGUAUAUGCAUGCACUUUUCCUAAAAAUGACCACUGUUGCCAGUCUUCCUGUUAAAAAUAAAUAAAUAAACGUGCAUAAAUGUAUAAGACAGGACUUGGUGGGAGACAGCAUGCUUAGAUGAGAACACUUAAAAUACUUCAUUCCCAUGAACAAAUGUAGAAGAAGAGUAUCCCAUGGCUCCAUGAUGAAUACGUUUUCCUGACGAUUGUCAAAAAAUUAUACCUCUGACAUAAAACAGAAGCAAUCCAAGAUCAUCAAAUCUUCCAAAAAAAAAAAUAAUAAUAAUAUUUAUAUAUAAAUUUAGAAGGUUAGCAAUGGCUCUCACACACUUUAUGUACCGAAACAAUUUUAAAAGACAUCUCUCAG
Molecule: messenger RNA, 2861 nt
Organism: Cyprinus carpio (common carp)
Lineage: Eukaryota; Metazoa; Chordata; Actinopteri; Cypriniformes; Cyprinidae
Product: somatostatin receptor type 2
Biological process (GO): cellular response to glucocorticoid stimulus; regulation of insulin secretion; neuropeptide signaling pathway
Cellular component (GO): membrane; neuron projection
Molecular function (GO): neuropeptide binding; somatostatin receptor activity
Source: RefSeq, a predicted model, not a curated record